AUGGGAGCUUGUGCUAGUGCCCCCAAGGAUCUAGGAAACAAGCAAAAACUUCUUCCUCCCGAGGAGCCUCUCAGCCCCAAGAAAUCUCAGCCCGAGCCCGACAAGUUUCCACAAGUAUCUGUUCUUUACAAUGGGAAUGGGGGCGAGACGGCUAAAAAGGAAGAACAGCCUCUGGUGGAUGUGACCGAGACGCCUAGCAAGGAACAAGAGCCUUUGGUAGAUAUUUCUGAACCGGAACCCGCUCAAGAGGCCUCCACCGAAUCAAAGCGGGUUGAUGAGCAGCAGGCCCCGAUGGAUCAGCCUCUAGAGCCCAGCAAGGAGACUGCCCAGAAAGAGCCUGAAAAUGAAGCCAAGGAGGGGGAUGGUGCAGGCAAGCCCAAGGAGGAGGCCCCUACUGCCCCAGUCUCAGAAGAAAAAAAGGAAUCCCCCCCUCUGGUCACCUUGUCAUAA
Molecule: messenger RNA, 450 nt
Organism: Diospyros lotus (date-plum)
Lineage: Eukaryota; Viridiplantae; Streptophyta; Magnoliopsida; Ericales; Ebenaceae
Product: phosphatidylinositol transfer protein sfh5-like
Exons: 2
Coding region: 1-450 (149 amino acids)
Source: RefSeq, a predicted model, not a curated record